Zymoseptoria tritici IPO323 is the source of this 762-nucleotide messenger RNA. RefSeq lists its product as uncharacterized. Lineage: Eukaryota; Fungi; Ascomycota; Dothideomycetes; Mycosphaerellales; Mycosphaerellaceae. The transcript is spliced from 2 exons. The record is from RefSeq and is a predicted model, not a curated record. The coding region runs from base 210 to 554 and encodes 114 amino acids.
GGUAGGCAAGAAGAUAAAUAGGCUGUCCUGCGCCGUUGGAAACUCGGAGCAGCAAGAUCGAUUCUCGUCACCUUCAGAACAACCUUCAGACACGACACAACCGGCACGACCGUCGAACUCGGCACAGCCUUCGAACUCGGCACACUCAGCACAACCUUCCGGCACGACUCAAAUCCUACCAUACUGCCCGUUCACUUCAACAGACAAACAUGAAGAUCUCGGUCAUGCUGGCUAUCCUUGCCACCAUCACGGCUCCGGUGCUCGCGGCUCCGCAAGACUUGGUGCAGCGAGAGGAAAUGGCCCUUGAGAGAUAUGCGACAGCGUUCAAGCGGAUCCGAGAGGAAGUCGCGACCACGCAAGACUUGCCAAAGCGAGAGGUGGACAAACUCGCGUUCAAGCGAAUGGAAGAAGAACUCGGCCAGAGUUUGAGCAAGAGGCACUUUGAUGGAUGUGACUUCUGUCUGGCCACAGAAGGCACUGGUCCGGUUCCUGGAACGACCUAUUCUAUUUGCUGCUGCCAAGGCUGUGCUUGUUAUGGCGGUAAACAUUGCUAAGUGAGAACAGCUGGGGAUCAUUUGGACUGCAGAUAGACGAUGAUCGGGCAAAGACCAGGCGCUUCUGUGCUUCGAUUCAACAUCGACGAUGUCGUCGUUGCGGUCCUAGUCUAGUAGAUAGCUCUCCUUUGUGCGUAUGACGGGUGGACUAACUGACGGCAAAUUACUCAAAGGAUAUUUCGAAUCUAAUAAGCCAACGGAACUUACG